Molecule: messenger RNA, 1185 nt
Organism: Bombina bombina (fire-bellied toad)
Lineage: Eukaryota; Metazoa; Chordata; Amphibia; Anura; Bombinatoridae
Gene: NDUFV3
Product: NADH:ubiquinone oxidoreductase subunit V3
Exons: 3
Biological process (GO): mitochondrial ATP synthesis coupled electron transport
Cellular component (GO): mitochondrion
Source: RefSeq, a predicted model, not a curated record
GUGUUGCGUUCUCGGGUGGUGACAUUUCAGCUAAUCCAAGCCAAGAGUAGAGCCACAGACACCGGUCACACUGGCAUUGGCAAGACUUUGGUUUCUUUCCCGGUGAAGAAUUCUGCUAAUAUUCGUGAAUCUGUGGCAGGUGAGACACGUGAUGCAACUGGCCUCUCCCAGUCACCAAACACAGUUCAGCCACAGAAUGGUGUGGGGUGUGAGGUCUCUAUAAGUGGGGAAGAGUGGUCUGAGAGGGAGGUACAGUCAAGCAGCAGAGAAGCACAGCAAGAAGAGGAGAGGACUAGCACAGGGCCACAACAGGCAGAAGACCCCUCCUCCAGCUCUGAUUCCAGCUCAGACUCUAGCUCUGACUCUGAGGACGAGCAGCCUGCAAAGGCACGUGACCCUCUGAGUUUAGAUCAGGAGACAUGGAAUGUGAAAGGGAAACCUACCGCAUCCUUACAGGGACUGUCCAGUGCUGAGAAGUCUGCAGAAUCACAUGAUCAUUUACAGCCACAUGAUGAGGGGACAGUGGGACGUGAGACAUCACAGCCACAUGAUGAGGGGACAGUGGGACGUGAGACAUCACAGCCACAUGAGGGGACAGUGGGACGUGAGACAUCACAGCCACAUGAUGAGGGGACAAUGGGACGUGAGACAUCACAGCCACAUGGUGAAGGGACAAAGGAAAAUGGGACAUCCCAGCCUUAUGGCAAGGGAACGGCAGAAUGUGAGACGUCACAGCCCCUUUCCGUUGUGACAUCACAUGUGAUCUCUGGGCAUAGUGACCAAGAUCUUCAUUGUGGGCAAGUUGAAGUAUGUGCUCCAGAUACCCAUAGUUCUGCUCCAAUAGAACUUCAUACAGAAGAGCCAGGACAUCACUCUCCACUGGCAGAAGCAGUGUCAGGUUCUGUUCCUACGUCUCAGUCUGAAAUUUUGGAAGAGAACUCACCAAGUAAAGAAGCUGAACCUGAUGAAUCACCAGCUGCCACGGGCGGUGAAGCGCUUGACAACUCUACGUACAAGAACCUGCAGCACUACACCUACACACCCUACACCUUUGUGGAUUUUGAUGUGGAACUUUCUCAUGUGAGACUCCAACAGCCGUCCUCAGGGAGACCGUCACCGCGUCACUGAGCUUGUGCAAUAAUCAGUCUGUAAUGUCCAAUAAACUGUUAGUAUAUUCUGCGUGCA